Pipistrellus nathusii (Nathusius's pipistrelle) is the source of this 2940-nucleotide messenger RNA. The record is from the annotation of a GenBank genome assembly. NCBI's taxonomy places the organism in Eukaryota, Metazoa, Chordata, Mammalia, Chiroptera, Vespertilionidae.
AUGGCGCGCGGUUUCUCGGUGGGUUUCGACCCACUGGGCCUUGGAGACCUAAGCUCUGGCUCUCUGAGCUCCCUCUCCUCCCGAGGCCACCUGGGCAGCGACACAGGCUCCGCAACGCGAUACCUGCUGAGGAAGCAACAGCGGCUGCUGAAUGGGCCCUCCCGCGGAAUCCGAGCCUCGUCUCCCAUGGGCCGUGUCAUCCUCAUCAACUCCCCCAUCGAAGCCAACAGCGAUGAGAGCGACAUCAUCCACGCAGUCCGGGUGGAGAAGAGUCCGGCGGGGAGGCUGGGCUUCAGCGUGCGUGGCGGCUCUGAGCACGGCCUGGGCAUCUUCGUCAGCAAGGUGGAGGAGGGGAGCAGCGCAGAGCGAGCGGGCCUGUGCGUGGGGGACAAGAUCACGGAGGCGAACGGGCUGAGCCUGGAGAGCACCACCAUGGGCAGCGCCGUGAAGGUCCUGACGGGCAGCAGCCGCCUGCACAUGAUGGUGAGGCGCAUGGGCCGUGUGCCCGGCAUCAAGUUCUCCAAGGAGAAGACCACGUGGGUGGACGUGGUGAACCGGCGGCUGGUGGUGGAGAAGUGCAGCUCCACGCCGUCGGAGAGCAGCUCGGAGGACGGGGUGCGGCGCAUUGUUCACCUCUACACGACCUCCGACGACUUCUGCCUGGGCUUCAACAUCCGCGGGGGCAAGGAGUUCGGCCUGGGCAUCUACGUGUCCAAAGUGGAUCAUGGUGGGCUGGCUGAGGAGAAUGGCAUCAAGGUGGGAGACCAGGUCCUGGCAGCCAACGGGGUCCGGUUCGAUGACAUCAGCCACAGCCAGGCCGUGGAGGUGCUGAAGGGCCAAACGCACAUCAUGCUGACCAUCAAGGAGACCGGCCGGUACCCUGCCUACAAGGAGAUGGUUUCUGAGUACUGUUGGCUGGACCGGCUGAGCAACGGGGUGCUGCAGCAGCUGUCCCAGGCCUCUGAGAGCAGCUCCAGCGUCUCCUCCUACGCCUCCAGCGCCCCCUACAGCUCGGCGGAGGGCUCCAGCUCCCUGCCCUCCGACCGCAUGGACGUCUGCCUGGGGCCCGAGGAGCCGAGCGGCCGAGGCCCAGGCUGGGGGCGAGCAGACACGGCCAUGCAGACGGACCCCGACGUGGGCGGCCGCGUGGAGACCUGGUGCAGCGUGCGGCCCACCGUCAUCCUCAGGGACACGGCCAUCCGCUCCGACGGGCCCUCGCCCUCCCGCCGCGUUGGCUCCGCUCUCUCCGAGUCCCCCAAGACUGCUCUGCUGCUGGCCCUCAGCCGGCCCCGGCCCCCCAUCACACGCUCCCAGAGCCACCUGACCUUGUGGGAGGAGAAGAAGCAGCGGAAGAAGGAGAAGUCGGGGUCCCCUGGGGAGAAGGGGGCCCUGCAACGCUCCAAGACACUGAUGAACCUCUUCUGCAAGGGCGGGCGGCAGGGGCGGCUGGGGGACGGGCGCAGAGAGGCCUGGACGCUGGAGAGAGGGAGCCCGGCCAAGCCCCGCCCGCGCCUGGACGUGGAGAAAGCAGGGGGAGUGGGACCCGUGCAGAAGUUUGUCACCUGGAGGCUGAGACGCGACCGGGAGAGGGGCCGGGCCCUGCUCUCUGCCAGGUCCGGGAGCCCCUCCGGCCAGCUGCCCAACGUGGACGAGCAGGUGCAGGCCUGGGAGAGCCGGCGGCCCCUGAUCCAGGACCUGGCCCGGCGGCUGCUGACGGAUGACGAGGUGCUGGCCGUCACCCGCCACUGCUCCCGGUACGUGCACGAGGGCGGCGUGGAGGACCUGGUGAGGCCCCUGCUGGCCAUCCUGGACAAGCCCGCCAAGCUGCUGCUGCUGCGGGACAUCAGGAGCGUGGUGGCCCCCACGGACCUGGGCCGCUUCGACAGCAUGGUGAUGCCCGUGGAGCUGGAGGCGUUUGAGGCCCUCAAGAGCCGGGCAGUCCGGCCUCCUGCUCUGCGACCAGCCCGGCAAGACACACCACCCAAGCGUCACCUCAUCACCCCUGUGCCUGACAGCCGUGGAGGCUUCUACCUGCUGCCUGCGAACGGCUUCUCUGAGGAGGAAGAGGAUGGGGAGCUGAGGGAGCGGCUGGGGGACCUCCAGGUCUCCCUGGGCACCUCUGCCUCCUGCCACCCCCACAAGGGGAUCCCCCCGCUCCAAGACGUGCCAGUAGACGCCUUUGCUCCACGCCGAGGCACCUGCACACCCCCGCCCCAGCCGCCCCCCGUGGCUCCCCGGCCCCCGAGGCCUAACUGGCUGCUGACAGAGCCCCUCGCCCGAGAAGGCCCUCGCCAGAGCCGGAGCCGGAGCCAGGGCCCGGCCCAGAGCCGCAGCCGCAGCCGCAGCCGCAGCCGCAGCCGCAGCCGGGGCAAGUCCCCUGGACGCAGGCGUUCCCCGUCCCCAGCGCCUAUCCUCACCCCUGGCAUGGCCAACGGGCGCUACCAUAAGCCUCGGAAGGCCAGGCCCCCUCUGCCACAGCCUCUAGACGGGCAGGUGGCCACGGCGAGAGGCAGCCAAGGGCCCAGUGAGAACGGAACUGGCAGGACCGCCGAGCAGGCAGCCACGAAGGCCCCCAGCGGGGAGCUGCGGACAGUCACGCUGUCCAAGAUGAAGCCGUCCUUGGGCAUCAGCAUCUCGGGGGGCAUCGAGUCCAAGGUGCAGCCCAUGGUGAAGAUAGAGAAGAUCUUCCCCGGGGGGGCCGCCUUCCUCAGUGGGGCCCUGCAGGCUGGCUUCGAGCUGGUGGCAGUGGAUGGAGAGAGUCUGGAGCAGGUGACCCACCAGCGAGCCGUGGACACCAUCCGCCGGGCGUAUCGGAACAAAGCUCGGGAGCCCAUGGAGCUUGUGGUCCGGGUCCCCUGGCCUGACCCGCCCCCCUUGCCCUCUGACUCAUCAGCACCCAGCGGUCAGCUCCUUCCUCCAGACCAUUCCCCUGCCCGCUGA